Impatiens glandulifera is the source of this 432-nucleotide messenger RNA. RefSeq lists its product as uncharacterized. Lineage: Eukaryota; Viridiplantae; Streptophyta; Magnoliopsida; Ericales; Balsaminaceae. The record is from RefSeq and is a predicted model, not a curated record. The transcript has 2 exons. Bases 1 to 432 code for a protein of 143 amino acids.
AUGCUGGUGGUGCUUCUUUACGUGGAUGACAUAAUCUUGACGAGCAAUAACUAUGAUGAUGUUGUUCGUCUACAAGAUGAGCUCUCACUUCGCUUUGAGAUGGAGAAGCUUGGUGAACGAACUUUCCUUGGUCUACAAAUUGAAAAUUCGAUAAAGUCGAGACGAAGGAACAUGUCUACUAGAUCCUCGUCCGUAUCGUGCUCUUGUGGGAUGUCUAUUUAUCUAACUAUAACAAGGCCUGACAUUGCUUAUGCAGUUAGAGUGGUGAGUCGAUACAUGCAUGAGCCAAGGAAACCACACCUCGAGGAAGCGAAGAAAAUUCUGAAGUAUAUUAAUACCUCACUAGAUAUUGGUCUACUCUACAAAAAAGAUGCAAAAUUUGUCUUGCAAGGAUUUGAGGAUGCUGACUUUGCUGGAGAUCGAAACGAUUGA